Molecule: messenger RNA, 6421 nt
Organism: Drosophila eugracilis
Lineage: Eukaryota; Metazoa; Arthropoda; Insecta; Diptera; Drosophilidae
Product: mucin-12
Exons: 10
Coding region: 1-6291 (2096 amino acids)
Cellular component (GO): extracellular region
Molecular function (GO): chitin binding
Source: RefSeq, a predicted model, not a curated record
AUGAAUGCACAAAGCACAGGUAUCAUUUGGUCAAAUGCUUCUGUAAAAUUCGAACGAAAAUCGGUAGUGAUGAAUACAAAUAGGCUGUCACUUAAAGACUUUAUAAUAUGCCUUCUGUUAACAGUGAUAUUUCUUAAAGUAGUACUCGUAAAGUCCGAGAAUACUAAAACCUUAAAAGAACAAAUUAUUCAAGUGGAUGGCCAGUUUAAUAAACUUCUGCCAGCAGAAAAAGUUAUUCGUUACCUCGAAAAUAAAUACGAUCGGGAGUCACCAACUUUCAAAAACCGAGCUAUAGUCAAUAAUGUACCGGAAACAGAUAACCAAAAUAAAACAAUCGUAACAAAAACAGUAACGGGAUUAACACCAAUACCAGACGAAACUACAACAGCUGGGCAAACAACAACAGCCGGACCUGAGGAUGACACUACCGUAGAGGACUCCACAACGAUUCCUGACGAAACUACAACAGCUGGACCUGAGGAUGACACUACCGUAGAGGACUCCACAACGAUUCCUGAUGAAACUACAACAGCUGGACCUGAGGAUGACACUACUGUUGAAGAGUCAACAACGAUUCCUGACGAAACUACAACAGCUGGACCUGAGGAUGACACUACCGUAGAGGACACCACAACGAUUCCUGACGAAACUACAACAGCUGGACCUGAGGAUGACACUACUGUUGAAGAGUCAACAACGAUUCCUGACGAAACUACAACAGCUGGACUUGAGGAUGACACUACCGUAGAGGACACCACAACGAUUCCUGACGAAACUACAACAGCUGGACCUGAGGAUGACACAACCGUAGAAGACUCCACAACGAUUCCUGAUGAAACUACAACAGCUGGACCUGAGGAUGACACUACUGUUGAAGAGUCAACAACGAUUCCUGACGAAACUACAACAGCUGGACCUGAGGAUGACACUACCGUGGAGGACUCCACAACGAUUCCUGAUGAAACUACAACAGCUGUACCUGAGGAUGACACUACUGUUGAAGAGUCAACAACGAUUCCUGACGAAACUACAACAGCUGGACCUGAGGAUGACACUACCGUAGAGGACUCCACAACGAUUCCUGAUGAAACUACAACAGCUGGACCUGAGGAUGACACUACUGUUAAAGAGUCAACAACGAUUCCUGACGAAACUACAACAGCUGGACCUGAAGAUGACACGACUGUAGAGGACUCCACAACGAUUCCUGAUGAAACUACAACAGCUGGACCUGAGGAUGACACUACCUUAGAGGACUCCACAACGAUUCCUGAUGAAACUACAACAGCUGGGCCUGAGGAUGACACUACUGUUGAAGAGUCAACAACGAUUCCUUACGAAACUACAACAGCUGGACCUGAGGAUGAAACUACCGUAGAGGACUCCACAACGAUUCCUGAUGAAUCUACAACAGCUGGACCUGAGGAUGACACUACUGUUGAAGACUCAACAACGAUUCCUGACGAAACUACAACAGCUGGGCCUGAGGAUGACACUACUGUUGAAGAGUCAACAACGAUUCCUGACGAAACUACAACAGCUGGACCUGAGGAUGACACUACCGUAGAGGACUCCACAACGAUUCCUGAUGAAACUACAACAGCUGGGCCUGAGGAUGACACUACUGUUGAAGAGUCAACAACGAUUCCUGAUGAAACUACAACAGCUGGACCUGAGGAUGACACUACUGUUGAAGAGUCAACAACGAUUCCUGACGAAACUACAACAGCUGGACCUGAGGAUGAAACUACCGUAGAGGACUCCACAACGAUUCCUGAUGAAACUACAACAGCUGAGGAUGACACUACUGUUGAAGAGUCAACAACGAUUUCUGACGAAACUACAACAGCUGGACCUGAGGAUGAAACUACCGUAGAGGACUCCACAACGAUUCCUGAUGAAACUACAACAGCUGGACCUGAGGAUGACACUACUGUUGAAGAGUCAACAACGAUUCCUGACGAAACUACAACAGCUGGACCUGAGGAUGAUACUACCGUAGAGGACUUCACAACGAUUCCUGAUGAAACUACAACAGCUGGACCUGAGGAUGACAAUACCGUAAAGGACUCCACAACGAUUCCUGAUGAAGCUACAACAGCUGGGCCUGAGGAUGAAACUUCUGUAGAGGACUCCACAACGAUUCCUGAUGAAACUACAACAGCUGGACCUGAGGAUGACACUACUGUUGAAGAGUCAACAACGAUUCCUGACGAAACUACAACAGCUGGACUUGAGGAUGACACUACCGUAGAGGACACCACAACGAUUCCUGACGAAACUGCAACAGCUGGACCUGAGGAUGACACAACCGUAGAGGACUCCACAACGAUUCCUGAUGAAACUACAACAGCUGGACCUGAGGAUGACACUACUGUUGAAGAGUCAACAACGAUUCCUGACGAAACUACAACAGCUGGACCUGAGGAUGACACUACCGUAGAGGACUCCACAACGAUUCCUGACGAAACUACAACAGCUGGGCCUGAGGAUGACACUACUGUUGAAGAGUCAACAACGAUUCCUGACGAAACUACAACAGCUGGACCUGAGGAUGACACUACCGUAGAGGACUCCACAACGAUUCCUGAUGAAACUACAACAGCUGGGCCUGAGGAUGACACUACUGUUGAAGAGUCAACAACGAUUCCUGAUGAAACUACAACAGCUGGACCUGAGGAUGACACUACUGUUGAAGAGUCAACAACGAUUCCUGACGAAACUACAACAGCUGGACCUGAGGAUGAAACUACCGUAGAGGACUCCACAACGAUUCCUGAUGAAACUGAUGAUACUACCGUAGAGGACUUCACAACGAUUCCUGAUGAAACUACAACAGCUGGACCUGAGGAUGACAAUACCGUAAAGGACUCCACAACGAUUCCUGAUGAAGCUACAACAGCUGGGCCUGAGGAUGAAACUUCUGUUGAAGAGUCAACAACGAUUCUUGACGAAACUACAACAGCUGCUAGACUUGAGGAUGACACUACCGUAGAGGACACCACAACGAUUCCUGACGAAACUGCAACAGCUGGACCUGAGGAUGACACAACCGUAGAGGACUCCACAACGAUUCCUGAUGAAACUACAACAGCUGGACCUGAGGAUGACACUACUGUUGAAGAGUCAACAACGAUUCCUGACGAAACUACAACAGCUGGACCUGAGGAUGACACUACCGUAGAGGACUCCACAACGAUUCCUUAUGAAACUACAACAGCUGGACCUGAGGAUGACACUACUGUUGAAGAGUCAACAACGAUUCCUGACGAAACUACAACAGCUGGACCUGAGGAUGACACUACCGUAGAGGACUCCACAACGAUUCCUGAUGAAACUACAACAGCUGGACCUGAGGAUGACACUACUGUUAAAGAGUCAACAACGAUUCCUGACGAAACUACAACAGCUGGACCUGAGGAUGACACGACUGUAGAGGACUCCACAACGAUUCCUGAUGAAACUACAACAGCUGGACCUGAGGAUGACACUUCCUUAGAGGACUCCACAACGAUUCCUGAUGAAACUACAACAGCUGGGCCUGAGGAUGACACUACUGUUGAAGAGUCAACAACGAUUCCUUACGAAACUACAACAGCUGGACCUGAGGAUGAAACUACCGUAGAGGACUCCACAACGAUUCCUGAUGAAACUACAACAGCUGGACCUGAGGAUGACACUACUGUUGAAGAGUCAUCAACGAUUCCUGACGAAACUACAACAGCUGGGCCUGAGGAUGACACUACUGUUGAAGAGUCAACAACGAUUCCUGACGAAACUACAACAGCUGGACCUGAGGAUGAAACUACCGUAGAGGACUCCACAACGAUUCCUGAUGAAACUACAACAGCUGAGGAUGACACUACUGUUGAAGAGUCAACAACGAUUUCUGACGAAACUACAACAGCUGGACCUGAGGAUGAAACUACCGUAGAGGACUCCACAACGAUUCCUGAUGAAACUACAACAGCUGGACCUGAGGAUGACACUACUGUUGAAGAGUCAACAACGAUUCCUGACGAAACUACAACAGCUGGACCUGAGGAUGAUACUACCGUAGAGGACUUCACAACGAUUCCUGAUGAAACUACAACAGCUGGACCUGAGGAUGACAAUACCGUAAAGGACUCCACAACGAUUCCUGAUGAAGCUACAACAGCUGGGCCUGAGGAUGAAACUACUGUUGAAGAGUCAACAACGAUUCUUGACGAAACUACAACAGCUGGUCCUGAGGAUGACACUACCGUAGAGGACUCCACAACGAUUCCUGAUGAAACUACAACAGCUGGACCUGAGGAUGACACUACUGUUGAAGAGUCAACAACGAUUCCUGACGAAACUACAACAUCUGGACCUGAGGAUGACACUACCGUAGAGGACUCUACAACGAUUCCUGAUGAAACUACAAUAGCUGGACAUGAGGAUGACACUACCGUAGAGGACUCCACAACGAUUCCUGAUGAAACUACAACAUCUGAGCCUGAGGAUGACACUACUGUUGAAGAGUCAACAACGAUUCCUGACGAAACUACAACAGCUGGACCUGAGGAUGACACUACCGUAGAGGACUCCACAACGAUUCCUGAUGAAACUCUGGACCUGAGGGAUGACACUACCGUAGAGGACUCCACAACGAUUCCUGAUGAAACUACAACAGCUGGACCUGAGGAUGACACUACCGUAGAGGACUCCACAACGAUUCCUGAUGAAACUACAACAGCUGAGCCUGAGGAUGACACUACUGUUGAAGAGUCAACAACGAUUCCUGACGAAACUACAACAGCUGGACCUGAGGAUGACACUACCGUAGAGGACUCCACAACGAUUCCUGAUGAAACUACAACAGCUGGACCUGAGGAUGACACUACUGUUGAAGAGUCAACAACGAUUCCUGACGAAACUACAACAGCUGGACCUGAGGAUGACACUACCGUAGAGGACUCCACAACGAUUCCUGAUGAAACUACAACAGCUGGACCUGAGGAUGACACUACUGUUGAAGAGUCAACAACGAUUUCUGACGAAACUACAACAGCUGACACUACCGCAGAGGACUCCACAACGAUUCCUGAUGAAACUACAACAGCUGGACCUGAGGAUGACACUACUGUUGAAGAGUCAACAACGAUUCCUGACGAAACUACAACAGCUGGACCUGAGGAUGACACUACCGUAGAGGACUCCACAACGAUUCCUGAUGAAACUACAACAGCUGGCCAAUCUACAACAGCUGGACCUGAGGAUGACACUACUGUUGAAGAGUCAACAACGAUUCCUGAAGAAACUACAACAGCUGGACCUGAGGAUGACACUACCGUAGAGGACUCCACAACGAUUCCUGAUGAAACUACAACAGCUGGACCUGAGGAAGAAACUACCGUAGAGGACUCCACAACGAUUCCUGAUGAAACUACAACAGCUGGACCUGAGGAUGACACUACUGUUGAAGAGUCAACAACGAUUCCUGACGAAACUACAACAGCUGGACCUGAGGAUGACACUACUGUUGAAGAGUCAACAACGAUUCCUGCUACUACGAAUAAUCCUGAAGAGAGCAGUACUGUACAAGAUUCUACGCUGUUUCCUGGUGGAAGUAGUACUGAAACAACUAAAGGGCCAGAGGACACCACCACAGCUGCUCAGGACUCAACUUCUUCACCAGGAGAAAACACCACAAGAAGCACUACAAGUAGUUCUGUUUCGCCUUCUUCAAGUUCCCCAACAAGUUCCCUUGCUACCCCUACUUCAACUUUAGCACCUCUAUCUUGUAGAAGCGGGAAUCAAUACCUACCACAUCCAACGAAUUGCCAUAAAUACAUUCAGUGUAGUAAUGGGCAAGAAUUAUAUAUGGACUGCCCGCCCACUCUUUAUUGGGACUACAAGAAGUUUUUCUGCUGUGGAGAUGCCACUGUUUGCUACUAUAAUGAUGAAAUUACUGACCCAGAACAAAUCGUUUGCGGCCCUGGAGUUGAUUUCCUGGCUCAUCCAAGCGACUGUACCAAAUAUCUGCAAUGUAGUAACGGUGAACCAUUAGAGCGCAAGUGUCCCGAGCCUCUGUACUGGAACCCAGUGAUAAAAGGGUGUGAUUGGACGAGUGAAUACUGUAAGGAUGUGCGAGCAUAUGAAUCGGUUGCAUGUGCACUUGGUAUGAAUUUUGGUGUUUUGCAAAGCGAUUGCUCGAAGUACAUCAAAUGUUUUGGCUCGAGAGGUAUUGUGAUGAGCUGUAACUCGGGUCUUUACUGGAACCCUCUAAGUGAAGUAUGCGGAAAGUCACAGAGGUUCUGCAAAUAAAUAUUCACUGCAGGAACAUUCUCCAUAAGACAGGAAUACAAUAUAACGAUAAAACAAAUGUAUUUAUGCUAUUAAAAGAAGUAGAAAAUUUGUAAAUAUUUGUUAAUAAACAAACUCAAUGUUAAACCCA